This is a messenger RNA of Striga hermonthica, 1743 nucleotides long. NCBI's taxonomy places the organism in Eukaryota, Viridiplantae, Streptophyta, Magnoliopsida, Lamiales, Orobanchaceae. The record is from the annotation of a GenBank genome assembly.
AUGGCCUACGUAGAAUCUCUCCUCCGCAAAUGCACUUCCUUCUCCCUCACGCAGCAGCUCCACGCCCACCUCCUCACCACCGGCCUCCUCCACCUCCAAAUCCCCCGCUCCAAAUUCCUCGACUUCUGCGCCACAUCCGCCGCCGCCGGCCUCCCCUACGCGGCCGCCGUCUUCCGCCGCGUCCCCCUCCCUUCCACCAACGACUGGAACGCCAUCAUCCGCGGCCACGCCCAGGGCCGCCGCCCAAUCGACGCCCUAGCGUGCUACCUCUCCAUGUCCCGUGCCCCCUGCCGCCCAGACGCCCUCACCUGCUCCUUCUUCCUCAAGGCCUGCGCCCGGGCCUUGGCCCGGACAGAGUCCGUCCAGAUGCACGCCGCAGUCGUCAAGGCCGGUGUCGGCGUCGACGUUCUUCUCCAGACCACACUCCUCGACGCCUACUCCAAGUGCGGCGAUCUGGACGGCGCCUGCCAACUGUUCGACGAAAUGCCCCAAAGAGACGUCGCAAGCUGGAACGCCCUGAUUUCCGGCAUGGCCCAGGGUAAUCGCCCCCACCAGGCCCUGAAGCUUUUCGACACCAUGGUCGAGCAAGAAAGUCGAGGCUUCAUGAUGCCGAAUGAGGUAACAGUUGUCGGGGCCCUAUCCGCUUGUUCGCAGCUGGGUGCAAUACGCGAGGCUAACCAAGUGUACAAUUACAUCCGUAAGAAUCACCUGGACAAAAAUGUAAUCGUCUGCAAUGCCAUUAUCGACACGUAUGCCAAAUGCGGGCUAGUGGACCGGGCCUUCAGCGUGUUCCAGGGCAUGAAUUGCCAUAGGAACAUAAUAACAUGGAACACCAUGAUCAUGGGCUUUGCAAUGGAUGGAGACGGGCCCAAAGCCCUCGAGCUCUUUCAUACUUUGUCAAAUGGGUCGGAUGGGCCCAAGCCAGACGGUGUCACUUACUUGGCUGUACUGUGCGCGUGCAACCAUGCAGGGAUGGUUGACGAGGGCAUGAGAAUCUUUGAGUCCAUGGAGAAAACCAUGGUCGAAAAAACUGUUAAGCAUUACGGGACUGUGGUGGAUUUGUUGGGCCGGGCCGGGAGACUGGAUGAGGCCCACGGGCUCAUAGAAUCGAUGCCCGUUUUCCAAGACGCUGUUCUCUGGCAGACUCUGCUAGGGGCCUCCAAGAUAUAUGGUAAUGUGGAAAUUGCGGAAAAAGCUUCGAAAAAGCUUGUAGAGAUGGGGUCCGGUGCUUGUGGGGAUUUCGUGCUUUUGUCCAACAUUUAUGCUGCAAACGAGAGAUGGAGUGAUGUGUGGAGAGUGAGGGAUGUUAUGAAAACGAGAGACGUUAAGAAAGUGCCCGGGUUUAGCUACACCGAGAUGAAUGGUGUCAUAAUCCAAUUUUAUAAUGGGGACAAGAGCCAUCCUAGGUGGAGGGAAAUCUACAAGAAAUUAGAAGAGGUCGGAUUUAGGAUUCGAGAAUUAGGGUACGAACCAGAGACGAGCUACGUGCUGCACGAUAUAGGGCAUGAGGAGAAGCAGAACUCGCUGUUUUACCACAGUGAGAAAUUGGCUGUGGCUUUUGGUUUGAUUAGUACGGAUGAGGGGAGCACUAUAAACGUGAAUAAGAAUCUGCGGAUAUGUGGGGACUGUCAUGUGGUGAUCAAGCUUGUUUCGAAGUUGUAUGGUCGGGAGAUUAUUGUGAGGGACCGUACUCGGUUUCAUAGGUUCAAGGAAGGAUCUUGUUCGUGCAGAGAUUAUUGGUGA